AUGACAAAUAAUGAGAUAAUUUUGGAUAACGAAUACAAAGAUGAUGAUGAGGAUAUUCAAAUAGUCACAGCAACGCAUGUUUCACUCGAAGAGAGUUCAAAAGCGAAGAAGCUCAAAAGUAAAAGAAGAAAACUAGAAAGCAAACUUCAAGAUGAAGAUGAAGUAGUGGUUCCUAAACCAGAAUCUUUUGAACACAAUAUUGUGCACACUUUUAAAAAAAUUGUUCAUGUUAUGAGAGAAGGGAACAAAUCUUGUGACUAUACAUGUGAGGAAAUCGAGAAAGAAUUAGAGUCGAUGGGUUUGGAUGACAAUGAAUUUGCAAAUGCUUUCAUAUAUUUGUCGCGUAAUCAAGCUAAUGCAAGGGCAAUCUUUAGUUCUUCAAUGAAGAUGCAGAAGAUAUUUCUAAGAAAGAUGAUGGAUGGAGGUAAAAAGUGA
Messenger RNA from Lactuca saligna, 435 nucleotides. NCBI's taxonomy places the organism in Eukaryota, Viridiplantae, Streptophyta, Magnoliopsida, Asterales, Asteraceae. The record is from the annotation of a GenBank genome assembly.